AUGGAAGUCGAUAAGGACCUUCAGACUGGUUCCUCUGCUGCUGUCCGACCUGAGCCUGUGUCGCUUCCCGAAUCCAUGCCGCAGGCAGCAAGAGGCGCACAAACGACGUCGCACAGAUCUCGCAUCCUCCGCAAAUUGGAUAUGCACAUUUUGCCCUUGAUGUUCAUCACCUAUGGCCUGCAGUUUCUCGACAAGGCGUUGCUUGGGUAUGCGGCGGUGUUUACUUUUCGCAUUGAUACGCAUCUCCUUGGACAGGAGUACAGUUGGGUCGGCUCAAUCUUUUAUUUUGGGUACAUGAUUUUUGAGUAUCCCCUGGCCGGCCUGCUUCAUUCAUUCGCCAUCUCCAUGUACCUCGGCUUCUUAAUAUUUACUUGGGGGGUUACUGUGGUGAUGUCCAACUUUUGUGUCAGUUUCGCUGGGCUUAUGAUCAGCCGGUUUGUUCUAGGGACACUGGAAGGUGCUGUAGCACCCUGCUUUUUGGUCAUCAUAGGUGGGUCUGUCUUUGAAAUGAACUUUUUCCACGCUGACUGCUCUACUUUAGCCCAUUGGUAUACACUCGAAGAGCAACCCCUUCGACAAGUCCUUUGGUUUCUCGGUACUCCCGUGUUCGGCAUAUUUGGCGGAUUGGUGAGCUAUGCACUUGGCCAUACCCAUACUGCGGUGGCCUCCUGGCGACUGCUAUAUAUUAUCUUUGGAUCGGUCACGGCUAUUUGGGGAGUUUUUUUUGCCUGUGCAUUUCCGUCAUCACCCGGCCAGGCAAGAUUCCUGACCGAACAUGAGCGGACAGAUGCAACACUACGGGUAUUGAGCUUUCCCCCGAAUACCUGCACAUAA
Messenger RNA from Penicillium argentinense, 834 nucleotides. RefSeq lists its product as uncharacterized. Gene Ontology annotation, cellular component: plasma membrane. The transcript has 3 exons. The record is from RefSeq and is a predicted model, not a curated record. NCBI's taxonomy places the organism in Eukaryota, Fungi, Ascomycota, Eurotiomycetes, Eurotiales, Aspergillaceae. Gene Ontology annotation, molecular function: dipeptide transmembrane transporter activity; allantoate transmembrane transporter activity. The coding region runs from base 1 to 834 and encodes 277 amino acids. Gene Ontology annotation, biological process: tripeptide transport; dipeptide transport; transmembrane transport.